This is a messenger RNA of Toxorhynchites rutilus septentrionalis, 933 nucleotides long. RefSeq lists its product as uncharacterized. The transcript has 4 exons. The record is from RefSeq and is a predicted model, not a curated record. Bases 14 to 895 code for a protein of 293 amino acids. Lineage: Eukaryota; Metazoa; Arthropoda; Insecta; Diptera; Culicidae.
CAACGGCAGCAACAUGGUUGCUGCCGUAAAAAAAAUUAAAUCUUUGCUGAAUGAGUCCAUUGCAGUAUCGACUUUAUUGUUCGAAGAUGAUGAGAACAUACCACAGGAAAGAGACCUCAUUGAAGAGCUUGAGCUAGAGUGGGAUGCACGGAUAUCCCUUGUUCGGUGCGCGGUUCAUUCCCUCCAACUUGCGAUUGCGGAUGUUUUUGAUAAAGCUGAUCCGAAUCUUAAAUGCAUCACGGAAGUAGUACGUCAUCUACGUCAAAUUAAAUAUAAAUCAUUCGUCGAGGUUCAACAACUUGCCCUCCCUCCGCUCUGGUCACCAACACGUUGGGGCGGUAAAUACAAAAUGUUGUCUAGCAUUUUAAAGCAAGAAGCGAAAUUUGUUGAACUGGGAACUCAGUAUUCUGAAAUGUGUUUGGGCAAGGAUGAUUGGAGAUUUAUCAGAGAUUACGUUGAUGCUACCAGGCCGUUAUAUCACUGUACAAAGGUUAUGCAGGCCGAUCAUUAUCCCUUGUCACAAUUCUACAUCGACUGGUUGGUUGCCAUUCAGGAGAAUUUUAUUGCAGAUACUUGGAAACGAAUUCGCUCUCUAAGCCCAGUGGUGUCUUCUGAUGAAAAGGAACACACGAAUGCAUUUGACUUUAACGACAAAGUCGAUGAUAUAUUGACCAAAAUGUUUGGUGGGACAUUCAAUACAAGCUCUGACAAUUCUUCAACUUUUUAUAAUCAAAUAAGAGCUUUGGAUACACAGGAUCGUCAGCCCCAUACUUUCAAUGUGUGGAAACACUGGGUAGCUCGUAAAUAUACCCACCCGGAACUACACUCCGUAGCUAUGGUUGUUUUGGCUACACCAUCCAGUCAGGAGCGGAAACCCUUUCUAAUAUUCUUCUAGUCAAAUUGAACAAGGAUCUUUCAGAUAAGGUUAUGUCA